This is a messenger RNA of Scomber japonicus (chub mackerel), 2409 nucleotides long. RefSeq names its product tripartite motif containing 32 (gene trim32). NCBI's taxonomy places the organism in Eukaryota, Metazoa, Chordata, Actinopteri, Scombriformes, Scombridae. Gene Ontology annotation, molecular function: zinc ion binding; protein binding. The record is from RefSeq and is a predicted model, not a curated record. The transcript has 2 exons. The coding region runs from base 68 to 2122 and encodes 684 amino acids.
CACAGCACGCCCAUCAAAACCUCUGUAUGUUCAACCAGCUAACACUGAAGAAAAGGCAAGCACCAUAAUGGAAACACCUUCUUACCCACUGGACCCGGAUUUAAUGAGAGAAGUUCUCGAAUGCCCUAUAUGCCUGGAGACCUACAGCCAGGAUCUAUUGAGACCCAAACUCCUGCAGUGUGGUCACACAGUGUGCCGGCAAUGUCUAGAGAAGCUGCUGGCCAAUACCAUCAAUGGUGUGCGCUGUCCAUUCUGCAGCAAGGUCUCCCGUAUGAGCAGUAUCUCCCAGCUGGCUGAUAAUCUCACUGUGCUUAAGAUCCUAGAUUGUACUACAUCAUGUAGUGCUGCUGCUGCUGCCCUAAUGUGUAAGUCUUGCUGCAGUCGCCUACCACGACAGUACUGCCAUGACUGUUCCAUAGUUCUCUGUGAGCCCUGUAAAGGGGAGGGCCACCUUCAUCAAGGCCAUUCAGUCCACCCAAUUAGGGUGGCUGCUGAACAACGUCGUAAAGAACUGGGUGGCAAGCUGACUGCUCUGCGUAAAGUUAUGGGUGAAAUUCAGAAGAAAAAGACAGCCAUCGAAAACAUUUCCAAGUCCUUGAGGCUAAAAUACCGGGCAGUGCAACAGGACUAUACUACAGCUGAACUACGUCUUCAAGAGGAACUCAGCAGGUAUCGAAGGACGUUCACAGCUUCCAUGACAGAAGUGGAAAAGCUCAAUGGGCAGGUCCUGGAGGAGCAGACAUAUCUCCUUAACAUUGCAGAGGUAAAAGUGGUGUCACGCUGUGAUUAUCUAACAAUGCGGGUAAGGCAGAGUGAUGUUGCCUUGCUAAAGGAUGAUGGUGGCAGCAGUGAUGAUGAAGAGCUGGACCUAAAGAGCAGCUUGCCCACCAUGUUUCAGCUGCAAGAGCCAGAGCUGGUCAGAACAGAGCAUUCUAAACCUGUUGAAGUUGGCCAGUUGACCACAAACACUUAUACUGUCAAUACAGACGAUGAAGAGAGUGGGUUGGAGAUUGCACUUGAGGGUGAUGUAGAUAGUGUAGAUGGGGCAGUAGGCGCUACAGGUGGUGCAGUGGGAGCUCCGAUGGAUCUUUACCGAGAUAUUGAUAUGGUUGCUGCUGUAGAGGAGGCGGUAUAUGGUUCACCUGGCAACUUUAAGUCAAAGUCUGUGGAUGCAGGGGGUGGAUCACCUGGAGGAGCUGGGGCGAGUGCAGGGCCCCCAGUCUGCCAGUUUGUGAAAAAAAUGGGCUGUAAGGGAACCCUACCUGGCAUGUUCAACUUACCAGUUAGCAUUUGUGUAACAGCACAAGGUGAGGUCUUGGUGGCUGACCGUGGCAACUACCGCAUCCAGAUCUUUAAUCGCAAAGGCUUCCAACAUGAAAUCCGCCGCAAUGCCAGUAGCAUUGACAAUUUUGUCCUGAGCUUCCUUGGGGCUGACCUGCCCAACCUCAUCCCCUUAUCCAUUGCUGUCACUCCUCAAGGUCUGAUUGGGGUCACUGACAACUAUGAUAACUCGGUUAAAGUCUACACUAUGGAUGGGCACUGCGUGGCUUGCCACAAGAACCAACUGAUUAAACCAUGGGGCAUCACUGCCAUGCCAUCAGGCCAGUUUGUGGUGUCAGAUGUGGAAGGAGGCAAGCUUUGGUGUCUAGCAGUGGACCGCAAUGUAGGUGUGGUCAGCUACAAUCGACUGUGCUCUGCUGUGCGGCCAAAGUUUGUGACAUGUGACACAGCUGGAACAGUCUAUUUCACCCAAGGCCUGGCCCUGAAUUUUGAGAAACGCCACAAUGAGCCCCACCUGGAAGGUGGUUUCUCCAUCGGCUCAGUGGGCACUGAUGGCCAGCUGGGCAAGCAGCUCAGCCAUUUCUUCGCAGAGACAGAGGACUUCCGCUGUAUCACUGGCAUGUGUGUGGAUGCCAAUGGGGAUUUGCUGGUAACAGACAGCGGGAGAAAAGAAAUCCUCCAGUUUCCCAAAGAGGGUGGAUUCAAAAUUCUCAUCCAGGAAGGGCUGACCUGCCCUGUAGGAGUGGCCACCACCCAGAAAGGGCAGCUGCUAGUUCUGGACUGUUGGGACCACUGUGUGAAAGUCUACUCAUACAUUCAGAGGAGACAUUCCUCCACCUAAUAGAGGAACAGUCCAGUAUAGCUGCACAUAAGUAUGAGCGGUUUAAUAGGUUUGUGUUGGUGGGUGUGUAUGGAAAGUUGGAGAAGGUAGAAACACUGUAAUCUGUAACUUCAGUUUGGCUGCAGUCCAAAUAAUUCUCACUCCAGCUUUCAUUAGUUUAUUAAAUUAAUGUUCUAGUCCUUAUGUUUCAGUUUAUGGCCUUUUGGAUUUUAGUUGUGUUACCUCAAAUUAAAAAUUGGCUUCUAAAUUUGUUUUUGAUUAUGAUUAUUUUAAUAGAUCACAACAAU